AUGGGUUCUGGACACGAAGCGGAGGGUUUUCAGAUCCAUGAUGUUCCGACAUUCGAAAUAUUUGUCAAGGGUUCUGACAAUGGUUCAUUUGGGGGCGCCAAACUCAACGGAACCAAUUUCCGCAAAUGGAAACGACUUAUAGCUGCUCAUCUUCGCGGCAUGCACAAGAUGGGGCAUGUCACCGGCGUCACGGAGAAUUCACAUUUUGAAAAGCUGUAUCAUGGAGAGGGGGAGAUGAGUGAGUCCAUCGAUAUGGUGACAGGUUCUGUUGAGAUCACAAAUGUGUCAGCUACACAGACACCACCGGAUGUCGUCACUCCAGAGAUUCAGAAGGAGAAGGUGCCUUAUACUUUCUAUAUAGCAGAUAAGGAGCUUAAUGAGUCGCUGGGCGAAUAUGCGGAGAAGAUCAAGAAUUCUGGGGAGAAGCUUGGAUCUAUAUUGUUCACCAUCAAAUCUAUUAUUUUUGUUACUGCAGGUCACUCAGAAGCUGUAUUUUCUGUUGCGUAUAGCCCUGACGGUAUGCAGUUGGCGAGUGGUUCUGGUGAUACAACUGUCCGCCUAUGGGACCUCAAUACUCAGACCCCUUUGUACACAUGUUCAGGACAUAAGAACUGGGUUCUUUGUAUUGCUUGGUCUGCUGAUGGAAAGCAUCCGUUAGUGGGAGCAAGUCUGGAGAACUUCAGAAUUGGGAUUCGAAGCUCUGUUCACCUUAUUGUUGACACCGCCCCCAUCUUCUCCAAGAUCACUGUCACUUGUUGUCACACCAAGAAUCGAAUUGAGUACCUGGCGAUGAAGGCCAUGGAUGGGUUGACAUAG
Molecule: messenger RNA, 816 nt
Organism: Argentina anserina (silverweed cinquefoil)
Lineage: Eukaryota; Viridiplantae; Streptophyta; Magnoliopsida; Rosales; Rosaceae
Exons: 7
Coding region: 1-816 (271 amino acids)
Biological process (GO): ribosomal large subunit assembly
Cellular component (GO): nucleolus
Molecular function (GO): protein binding
Source: RefSeq, a predicted model, not a curated record